CGGCCCGAGCAAUCGAUUCUACAAUCGGAACAAUCGAAUUAUAAUCGAACACCUAAUUCUCUAACACACAACAUCAAUAAAAUAACAUUCUAUCUUUAAAUACUUGAAAGGACAGUUGAGUAGUGUUUCGUGUUUUAGAAAUGAAUGUAGAUUGUGCAGUACAUGAUACUCUUGUGGAACAGGGAUAUUAUUAAAAAUAGGCUGUUUUCACACUGUUUUUGUGAGGGCGAAUCCAGGAACAUAAGUGACGUGUGCUUGCUUACAAUGAUCGUGUCUAUGUGACGUAAGUUGGUUGCGUGUGCGCAGUGGAUCAGUGACGUAGUGAGUGACAGUUGACACAAGAUGGCCGACCCUGACGCGUUCGACGACGAGAAGUUGGUUGUCGGCGGUCCGAAUCAACGCAACUGGAGGGGGAUCCUCAUAGCACUCCUCGUUAUCGUCGCGGUGCUGGCCCUCAUUGUGACCUCCGUGGUCCUCCUCACUCCUCCUGAUGAAGGGCCCAGGGUCAAGGGUAGAAGGUUGAGGAUCCAGGACCUGUUGACUGAGGAACUGACGCCUGUACGGUGGAAUGGAACGUGGAUUUCUGGUGAUGAGUUUAUAUUCCGUGACACCUACGGCGGUAUCAGCCUUAUGUUUGCAGCCAACCAGACCACGAAAACACUUAUGCCAAACACAACUUUUAGGGUGCUAGAACCAGCUUCAUUCUCAGUGUCAGCCGAUCGUCGGUUCCUGCUCCUGGCGCAGAAUGUGCGCAAGAUCCACACGCACUCCUACCUGGCUAGAUACACCGUCUAUGAUAUACUAACCACCGAGUCCUAUCCCCUAACUCCGCUGCCUGACGAAGUUGGAGGCGGAGUGAUCACCGAAGGGCCCUCAUUACUCCUAGCCACGUGGACCCCCAAGGGCCAUGGGCUGAUCACCGUAAAAGAUUACGAUAUAUACUACAGACCUGCCCCAAGGUCAUCCACAGGGUAUCGUGUGACGGAGUCUGGCGUGCCAGGCACAAUCCACAAUGGAGUACCAGACUGGUUGUAUGAAGAAGAGAUCCUGGGAUCCCGCACAGCGCUGUGGAUGUCGGCAGACGGCCAUAUGGUGCUAUAUGCUACGUUUAAUGAUACCCUGGUACAUGAACAGAAGUACCCGUGGUACGGAGCAGCUUUAGACACUGAUGAUCCUGCUAAGACAUACCCGGAGAUCAGAAGCGUGAGGUACCCAAAGCCUGGUACCAACAACCCUACAGUGACGCUUACAGUCGCAGACAUCGCAGAUCCGAAACACAUUCGCACUCGACACCUUACACCACCCAAAGUUAUUAUAGAAGAGGGUGAUUACUACUUCACGAGUGCACAAUGGGUGUCCCUCACAGAAGUAUGUGUAGUCUGGCUCACAAGGAUGCAGAACUUGUCCGUGGUCUCCGUCUGCAAGAGUCCCAUGUGGUACUGUCAAGAGGUAUACAGGAUAUCCUCAGGGUUAGACGGCUGGGUGGAAUCAGCACCGUCUCCUCUCUGGUCAGCCGGUGGCGGUGCCCUAGUGACCUUGGCCCCAGUCAGGGAUGGUCCAGCUGGGUUGUUCCGUCACAUUGUGAGGACGGAACAUAACUCUCACGGGCCUAGAGCUCUGCCCCUAACACAUGGGAGCUUUGAUGUGGUUCAGUUACUGGCUUGGGACCAUGCAAAUCAGCAUAUCUAUUACUUGGGCAUCCCAGAAGGAAAACCAGGACAACAGCACCUAUACAGAGUAUCAUCCGAGGCGCCGAGGCCGGGCUCCCCGCAAAAACUGCCAUACUGUGUCACGUGUAACUCACAGCCAUCCCCGUCAAUAAACCUAGAGUACUACGGCAGCCUGGCUUCAUCAGGUGACAGUAACUGGGGCGACAGCGACUGGGAUGAAGAACUGCCACCUACUUCUCCUUCUCCCAGCAAGAAGAAAAAGAAGAAGUACCCUGAUGGCAUGCCCCAGAACUUGCCGUGCCUCUACCACGAGGCGCACUUCAGUCCAUCAUCAGCGUACUUCGUGCUGGAGUGCCUUGGACCUGGGGUGCCUACAUUCAGUCUACAUAAGACUGCACUGCCUGACCCUAGGCUAAUCGCACAUUUGGAGAACAAUACUAUUGUUAAGGAAAAGUUAGCCACAAUAGCUCUGCCGACGCCCCGUACGUUUUCGGUGCAGCUGUCCAGUGGCCACGCCGCGAGAGUGAGGCUACUCCUCCCGCCAGGGUUGAGGGAAGAUGAAGUCACCAAGUAUCCAUUAGUAUUGAAAGUCCACGGUGCACCAGGAACGCAGCUGGUAACAGAGCGUUGGUCAUUAGACUGGGGCUCGUUGGCCGCGGGUGCUGGUGCCAUACUUGCGUCUGUGGACGCGCGCGGCGCCGGCGGGAGGGGGCUCGGCGCACACCACGCGCUACAUCGCCGGCUCGGCACCGUCGAGCUACAAGACCAGUUGGAGGUCGCCGAGUACCUACGGGACUCCCUCCACUUCAUAGAUGCGCGUCGAGUCGCAGUAUGGGGACAAGCGCAUGGCGGCUUCCUCGCCGCCCUCGCGUUAGCCAGCACGCUGAAUGUGUUCCAUUGCGGCAUCGCAUUGACACCCAUCGUGCGCUGGCGGUAUUAUGCCUCUGCAUACGCGGAACGCUACAUGGGCUUUCCCAACGCAACGGGCAACUACCGAGGGUACGCAGACGCUGACGUCACGAAGCAAGCAGCAGCGCUUCAUGACAAGAUGCUGCUCCUGGUACAUGGGACCGCAGACAAUAAUGUACAUGUGCAGCAGAGCAUGGCGCUCGCGAGAGCUCUGGCCGACCAGGGAAGCAUGUUUAGACAGCAGAUUUACCCUGAUGAAGGCCACAGCUUGGAAGGUGUAAAGCGUCACCUUUACCGCACAAUGUCCGCCUUCCUCGACGACUGCUUCAGGAAGCAGGUCCCUCCCGAGACCAAGGCGGGAUUGAGAAACGGAGGGAAUCUAGACUGAGACACGUGGAGGGACGAGGAGUUGUGCUCUUGGUGAGAUCUCACCAAUACGGGUUGAGGACAACUCCGAGCCAGAAGACUCCGACGAGAGGUAAUAUAUAACCAAACGAGGAUUACACAAGAAGAGAGAGUGUAGUGAUAAAUCAAAUAACCCGUAGUACAAUUAAUUCCAUAUCCAACGCGUCAACAACUGCCAUCUUCAUACAUAUAGAGAGUUAUUAAAACAAAUGAACGUACAAGGAUUCCUUUAUCUAAUGACGGUACCACACAAGUGCGCGCUUUUUUGUUCACAUUGUAUGGCACGGAUAUUUGCUGUCAUUAGGUCUGUGCGACAUGAUGUGAGCAAGCAAGUACGCACAAGUUUGGCGCCAGCAUAAUACAGGAACAACAAAGGAACAUCACUAAGCUAAAGAAAGGAUUAGGGUAUUAUUUCAAAGAAACAUUGUAGACGGCUUAGCCGACUCAAUCUGUAAGGGAUCUGAAGAAAAGAAUAUUGAUACAAAUCUAGAAAAUUCAAAAGAAAAACUGAUGUCUUUGAGGGAGUUUUUAAUGCUAUGCACUAACGAAGGCAUUGAAUAAUGAAUGGCAUUGUUGAAAUAAUGAAAUAUUUUUUAUAGUGGAGAAUUCAUUAACUAAUGAUUUCAUUACUUGACUCUUAAUUUAUUACAUUUCAAAGCAUGUGUUUUCAAGACGAAUAAAUCGUUAAAAAGCUUUUUUAUGAUCUAGUCAUUAACGUACGCGUUUGAAAUUUAAUGAAAGCAAAAUACAGUCAAAGAAAGUAAAGCUCUUAAAGGAAUCCUAGCUACGUUCAUAAUAAUGUUAAAGUAUUGGAACACUAUUAAGAUUCCGUCGUAUUAUUAUAGUUGCGUAUUAUUUCGUUAGGUAAAGUUGGCGUAAAGAAAGGUUUCAGCGUGUUUGAGUAUUGUACAUGUCUUGCUAUAAAACAAUAAAUAUUAUUGAUGAAUAAUGAAUUGGUUAGGUUUUGAUUGGAUGAAGAAAGUGCACGCACACUUUCUAAAUUAAUAAUGAGUUAUGUGGAUUAAUAAUACGCCACUAUAAUAAUUUGGCGGAACCAUAGCAGAUAGUUAUGAAACGCAAAAUAUCUCAUUACCUAUAUUAAAAAUCAUAAUUAGUGCUAAUUUUUAACCUCAAAAGAAAAGUAACGCCAACUAUAUGUAAGUAAAGAAACGAUAUUUACAGCCGUAAUUUUUACACAAACACAUAUCGGUAAAAGUCAAAGAUUCCUUAUUAUUAUUCCUAAUCAAAAUAAUUCAAACGGAAAAAGACCUAUUCGGAAAUAAUAAUAAAUUAAUAAUACUAUUUUUAAACGUUCACUUUUAUUGUUGCUGCCUUAUUUCCCGCACAAACACGUGAUUCUUCCAUUGUCCUCUGUGCAUGUAUAAUAAUCGCGUCUUCUCAACAUUUAGCUUAAAAACGCAAUAUUUCAUCUAGUGAAUAAUAAAGGAAUUGAUAAAUAGUUCUUUAGUCAAUCAGUUUGUGAUCUAGUAGUUAAAUUGUUAUAACUAGUGGUACCUUUUCAUGGACUCAUCGUCAUGUACGCUCGAGGACUAACUCCUUGUUGAAUUUAGAGUUUUCGUUGUUCGAUAAUAACUUUAAUGUCGGACUUACUUGUGAUUCCAUGGUCUGGAUAAAUAGCAGGAAUAUGUUGAAACAACAAAGUACAGACACCACUCGUAUUAUUAUUUCAAAAAACUUUUUUGUCGAAAUUAAAAGUGCACAAAUAUUUUUUGAAAUUAAUAAUACGCCAAUACGGUGCAACGUGUACUUUUGAAACAAAUAUCAGAAUUUACGUAUGUCCCUCUUUAUGUGAAUAAAAUAUAUUUGAUAUUCAGAAACAUCGGUCCAUAUUCCUACUAUUACUAUAUCUAGGCCAAGGCCUGAAUCGAGACACUCAAGUCCGCAUGAAUCAUACUUAAAGCCAUCGCAAUAUUUUGCGAUGAGUAAUUUUAAUUCAUUAAUUUGUAUCGCAUACGAUGAUGGUAAAGUGUAAUUUCUAAAUGACAAAUAAUUGUACAGAUAUUAUUAUAAUAUUUCCCAUUUAGAUUAUAAUAAUACGCUUCUCUGCGUAUUUUAUUAAGCAUAAGAAAGACUAAUACUAAAACAUUAAGACUUGAAGUCGCGUUGAACUAAAUGAUUAGUGUUUUCUUAUGAUUAACAAAAUACGUACCUAUUUAAAAAAAUAUCCAAACAUUUGAUCUUUAAGUAUAAAAUUGCUCACUCUCAUCAAGUUUUGCAUGUAUGCAUUCU
Molecule: messenger RNA, 5234 nt
Organism: Spodoptera litura
Lineage: Eukaryota; Metazoa; Arthropoda; Insecta; Lepidoptera; Noctuidae
Gene: Dpp10
Product: Dipeptidyl peptidase 10
Biological process (GO): proteolysis
Cellular component (GO): plasma membrane
Molecular function (GO): dipeptidyl-peptidase activity; serine-type peptidase activity
Source: RefSeq, a predicted model, not a curated record